AUGGUCGACAUGACUGGAAGCUUCGUCUCCCCGUCCGCGGAUGCGACAAUCUCGCCUCAACUGUUCGCGCCGGCCGGCUUGGUCGCGUCGAUUCUGGAUGGCUUCACAGUGUGGAAGCUGAUCCUCACCCUGUUCCUCGGAGCAGUCGUUUACGAUCAGUUCAAGUACCACUACCUCAAGGGCAAGAUUGUCGGUCCCGCCUACAAGAUUCCUUUCAUGGGCCCCUUCCUCCAGUCCGUCAACCCCAAGUUUACCGAGUACAAGGCGAAAUGGGACAGCGGCGAGCUGAGCUGUGUCUCGGUCUUCCACAAGUUCGUUGUGAUCGCCUCGACCCGUGAUAUGUCCCGCAAGAUCUUCAAUUCCCCCAACUACGUCAAGCCCUGCGUUGUGGAUGCUGCGCACAAGCUGUUGGGUAAAUCGAACUGGGUCUUCUUGGACGGCAAGGAGCAUGUCGAAUACCGCAAGGGCCUCAACGGCCUCUUCACUCGCCAGGCUCUGGCCAGCUAUCUGCCCCGCGCCGCCGAGGUCUUUGAUGAGUACUUCAAGCGCUUCGUGGAGAAGUCGGCUGCUACCAAGCACACUCCUACUCCUUGGAUGCCCGAGUUCCGUGAGCUGAUGACUGCGCUGUCCUGCCGAACCUUUGUCGGAUACUACAUGUCUGACGAGGCCGUCCAGAAGGUUGCUGACGACUACUAUCUGAUUACUGCUGCUCUUGAGCUCGUCAACUUCCCGAUCAUCCUGCCCUUCACCAAGACCUGGUAUGGUAAGAAGGCCGCCGACAUGGUCCUGGACGAAUUUUGCAAGUGCACUGCUAAGAGCAAGGCCCGUAUGGCCGCUGGCGGGGAGGUCACCUGUAUCAUGGACGCCUGGGUCAAGGCCCAGCAGGACUCUGCCAAGUACCGGGAGAAGAUCGCCCAGGGAAUUGCCGUUGACUCGUCCGAGAAGCCUCCGCAGGUGUUGCGUGAUUUCUCGGACUACGAGAUUGCUCAGACCAUCUUCACGUUCUUGUUCGCUUCCCAGGACGCCACCAGUGCUGCGUCUACUUGGUUGUUCCAGCUGAUGGCCGAUCGUCCCGAAGUGCUCGACAAGGUUCGCGAGGAGAACUUGGCUGUCCGUAACGGUGACCGCUCGGUCCCAAUCUCCAUGGAAUUGCUGGACCAAAUGACCUACACUCGUGCCGUCGUGAAGGAGACCCUUCGCUACCGCCCUCCAGUCAUCAUGGUCCCUUACCUGGUCAAGAAGGACUUCCCUAUUACCGACAAGAUCACUGUUUCCAAGGGCUCUAUGAUCAUUCCUUCAGUGUGGCCCGCCACUCACGACGAGGAGGCCUACCCCAACGCCGACUCCUUCGACCCUGACCGCUGGAUUACCGGCACUGCUGAGCAGCAGUCCAAGAACUGGCUCGUCUUUGGCACUGGUCCCCACUACUGUCUGGGUCAGACCUAUGCUCAACUGUCCCUGAUGGCCAUGAUUGGCAAGGCCAGUAUGGAGAUGGACUGGGAGCACACUCCGACUGCUCAGUCCGAGGACAUCAAGGUUUUCGCCACAAUCUUCCCCCAGGAUGACUGCCUUCUUACCUUCCGCCCUCGUGCAUAA
Molecule: messenger RNA, 1596 nt
Organism: Penicillium oxalicum
Lineage: Eukaryota; Fungi; Ascomycota; Eurotiomycetes; Eurotiales; Aspergillaceae
Gene: erg5
Product: C-22 sterol desaturase erg5
Exons: 4
Coding region: 1-1596 (531 amino acids)
Biological process (GO): sterol metabolic process
Molecular function (GO): oxidoreductase activity, acting on paired donors, with incorporation or reduction of molecular oxygen; monooxygenase activity; iron ion binding
Source: RefSeq, a predicted model, not a curated record